AUGAGUGACCCCAGGUCUGUGGUGCCGAUGGGCAAAGAUGAGCCCGCAGGUGAGCAAGGUGCAGCAGGCCCGGAAACCCCGCCGCCCAGCAACGCGAUCAGGCGGCGCUUCACAAUUGAUGAGUUUGAUAUCGGGCCUCCUUUGGGCAAGGGGAAAUUUGGGAAUGUGUACCUGGCUCGCCUCAAGGAAAACCAUUUUACUGUGGCCCUGAAGGUUCUUUUCAAGUCCCACAUAGAGAAGGAAGGACUGGAGCACCAGCUAUGCAGGGAAAUUAAAAUGCACUGGCAUCUACAACAUCCCAAUAUCCUAAGGCUGUACAAUUACUUCCAUGAUGCUCACCGGGUAUACCUGAUCCUGGAAUAUGCUCCAAGGGGUGAGCUCUACACGGAGCUGCAGAAAAACCAGAAAUUCGAUGAGCAGCAAACAGCCACGAUAAUAGAGGACUUGGCAGAUGCCUUGACUUACUGCCAUGACAAGAAAGUGAUUCACAGGGAUAUUAAGCCAGAAAACCUGCUUCUGGGAUUCAGGGGUGAGGUGAAGAUUGCAGAUUUUGGCUGGUCUGUGCACACGCCCUCUUUGAGGAGAAACACAGUGUCUGGAACACUGGACUACCUGCCUCCAGAAAUGAUCGAGGGGAGAACAUAUGAUGCGAAGAUGGAUUUGUGGUGCAUUGGGGUGCUCUGCUAUGAGCUGCUGGUGGGAAAUCCACCCUUUGAGAGCGCCUCCCACGAUGAGACCUACAAACGCAUCCUCAAGGUAGAUGUGAGGUUCCCCCUAUCAAUGCCUUUGGGAGCUCAGGACUUGAUCUCCAAGCUUCUCAGAUACAAUCCUCAGGAGCGGCUGCCCCUGACCGAGAUCCUGAAGCACCCCUGGGUCCGGGCCCAUUCGCGGGGGAUGCUGCCUUUCUGAGCCCUGUUUGCC
Messenger RNA from Lemur catta (Ring-tailed lemur), 921 nucleotides. RefSeq names its product aurora kinase C-like. Gene Ontology annotation, molecular function: protein kinase activity; ATP binding. Lineage: Eukaryota; Metazoa; Chordata; Mammalia; Primates; Lemuridae. Bases 1 to 909 code for a protein of 302 amino acids. The transcript is spliced from 7 exons. The record is from RefSeq and is a predicted model, not a curated record. Gene Ontology annotation, biological process: regulation of cytokinesis; mitotic spindle organization; protein phosphorylation. Gene Ontology annotation, cellular component: spindle pole centrosome; spindle midzone; spindle microtubule.